GGAGCAUAUAGUGUUACCUGUGGUCGUGUAUAUUAUGUGCCUGGCUGUUAAGGGUGGAUCAACUUUAAGGAAAUUAACUACGGAAUUGGGAUACAGUGGUUAAAUUCACAAUGUGUUGGAUUGAGACGGCUAAACCUGGAGGAUGAGUGUAUGACGGAGAUACAGGGGCAGAGGACGGCAUAAUUACAUUCACAUGUACCAGGAUAAAGACCCGGAAGUAGGCCGGUUUUGAAAAGUGGUGCUAUGCGGAACUUAAGACAAUAAAUGGCGCUAUUUAUAGCACGAUAAUCAACCCAGAUUUCCCCGGUGUCAAAUUGCUCAAUCAGCUGUGCAAUUUCUACAACUUGUGCAACUUUGCUGACGAAUUUCUUGAACAGCAUCAACAUCAGCUGAUCAGUUACAGUCAUCACAAAAAUAUUCCGAAGCUCAAGGGUUUUUAAAAACAAUACAGUGAAUGGACGAUGAUGCCAAGUGCAUUCCUUGAAUUCUUUCCCCGAUGAAAAAACAAAAGUGGCCUAAUUUGAAACAUUCUCUAAUCAAACUGUAAGGCAUUGCAUUGUGUAAACUGGAGAAAUCGGUGAUUGCAAGAUUUCAUCUUGGUGUAUGAUCUCACGUGGUUAGUCAAACAAACAGCCUAUUGUCAAACAAAAUAUUAGUGGAUAAGUACCAUUAGGAGUAUAGCAUGGAACAUGGAGUAUAGCAUGGUACAUGGAGUAUAGCAUGGAACAUUGCAGAGUUUUGUCCUCGAUUUAAAGAACUCAAACAAGUCGAUAUAACUUGUUGAAUUGGCAUUGAAAGCAUUCCUGGUUCCCGCAAUGACAACUAAAUAAAGUUGUUUCGUUCAGACUUUGUGUGACUUUGGACCAUUUUCUUGUCAAACAAACUGAAUGGAUUUAGUCGAUUGCUAAUCCAGGAUACUGCCAAAAACAUCUCAUACGGAUACAAAGUGAAUUAUUACGAUUUUUACACCCGGAUUCAACAGAACUUCUCAACUUUGUGUUGUGUUUACAUUUCUCCCAGAUUGGCAUUGAUGACCUUGACCUUCACGAUUUCGUGACCUUGACCUUUUGUUGACGACCUUGACCUUGUCAUGCUCAAUUGUUUACAGUAGCUAGGAGUAGAAGAUUAUACAUGAGAAAGGUGCUUCGCUAAUCCAAAUUUUACGCAAUUUAGAAACUCCCGCUGUUGUAUCUGAUGAUAAAUUUGGCAUUGACAUUUUAUUCUAGAGUAUUUAUAAUCACUUGGAACAAACGGAAGCAGUUCUAACCGCAUAUAUCUCGAAGACGCUCAGUGAAAAAAUACUUUAGUCAAACUUUUAUAGGAUUGUACGGCAAGUGCAGGAAGUGAUUCACAUGACUCUCAUUGAUUCCUGCACCUGACUGUCAAACUUGGAUAUUCUUCACAAACUUCAUGCAACAUGGCUAUGGGAUUUAGGAAGAUGGAUACGUGCUGAUAAUGUGACUAUGGAUUCCUACGCCCGUGUCCGGAUAAUAGGAUACGUGCCAUAGCGCCACCUGUGAACUAGCAUGUACAUGUACGAACCACUCAUGAUUGAGAAGCUGCAAUCAAGAGGUAAAAACUAAACAAUCGCUGGGCCAGACUUUGUGGAUCAUAAACAUGUGUAAACAGUGUGGGAGGCGAUCGAUAAACGAUAUGUAAUGUGCGGAAGAAAACUGCAUCCGAUACCAAUCGGAACAAAAAGAAGGACAUCGAAUUCUUCACAACUGUAAAUUACUGUUUCAAAGCCAAUUUGAAAGUGGACAGUGAUUUCGAAUCGAUAAGCCGAAUUUCGAAAAUUCACACGGAAGCAAACUCUAAUUCAAAUUCCAUUUCUAAUUCAAGUUGGAUGUGAGAUGCGAAUAUUUGCUGUACACAUGGAGCUCGCGUCUGCUUUGGAUAUAACUUGAUUAGAACUUGACUUGAUUUCACUCCCUCUAUUGGAGUGCGUCGUAACAGCAAUCUCAUACCAGCUGUAAAUAAACUCCAACUCUUUGCAUUUGACGUUGUUCAAAAACUUACAUCGGAAUAUCCUUUAAAAAAACUGGGAUAUUUCAAAUUUUGAAACUUUGGAUAUUCAGCUCGGAAUAUUGGAAAAUUCUGUCGGAUUUGAAGAAUUUAUUGGGAAGUUAGUCGCAUGGUUUACCAGCGAGAACACGUCAAAAUGGACGGCCUUAAAUUUGAAGAAGUGGUUUUGUCGCAACCACCGAUCUGGCUCAAACACGAACAGUCAUCGUACUCGCAGAAGGUCAAAAUCAAACGGCAGCUGAAGAGCAGGCAUGUGCCCACACUGUACGGCCGCCAGCUGAAGCCGGAUGAUCUGGUCACCAUGUCGACCGACCAACAGAAUACCGAGAUGGCUGCGAUGCAGAAUCGCAUACCGGUCUCAUUCCGUGAUCCGACAAAUGCACCAUUACGCAAGCUCAGCGUCGAUUUGAUAAAGACUUACAAGCAUAUAAAUGAGGUUUACUAUGCAAAGAAGAAGCGUCGGGCCCAGCAAGCUCAGGGGGACGACACCAGCCAUAAGAAGGAGAAACGGUUGUAUAAUGACGGCUAUGAUGACGACAACCAUGACUACGUCGUCAAGCCUGGCGAGAAAUGGAUGGAGAGAUACGAAAUCGAUUCUUUAAUCGGCAAGGGCUCAUUUGGUCAGGUUGUGAAGGCCUAUGACCACACAGACCAGGAGCAAGUGGCCAUCAAAAUUAUCAAAAAUAAGAAACCGUUUUUAAAUCAGGCUCAGAUUGAGGUGCGCCUCUUGGAGCUGAUGAAUAAACAUGAUGCAGAGAGUAAAUAUUAUAUAGUCAAACUGAAGAGACAUUUCAUGUUCCGGAACCACUUGUGCCUCGUUUUUGAACUUCUCUCGUACAACCUCUACGAUUUAUUACGGAACACGAACUUCCGCGGUGUCUCACUGAACUUAACGCGAAAAUUCGCGCAACAAUUGUGUACGGCGUUGUUAUUUUUAGCGACGCCGGAAUUGAAUAUUAUUCACUGUGACUUAAAACCGGAGAAUAUAUUACUGUGUAAUCCCAAGCGAAGUGCGAUAAAAAUUGUGGACUUCGGGAGUUCUUGUCAGCUUGGACAGCGGAUAUACCAGUACAUUCAGAGUCGGUUUUACCGGUCGCCGGAGGUCUUGCUUGGGAUACCAUACGACUUGGCAAUAGACAUGUGGAGUUUAGGGUGUAUACUGGUCGAGAUGCACACAGGGGAACCACUAUUUGCCGGCUCAAAUGAGUUUGACCAAAUGAUGAAAAUAGUUGAGGUGUUAGGCAUGCCACCAUCACAUAUCCUGGACCUGGCGCCAAAAGCUCGGAAAUACUUCGAUAAACUCCCCGACGGAUCAUAUAUACCAAAGAAACCCAAGGAUAGCAAAAAGUACAAAGCACCAGGAACACGGAAACUCCAUGAUAUAAUCGGUGCGGAGACGGGCGGGCCUGGUGGGCGCCGCGCCGGCGAGACCGGCCACUCGCUAUCAGACUAUCUUAAAUUCAAGGAUCUCAUUCUACGGAUGUUAGACUUCGAUCCAAAGACACGGAUUACACCGUAUUACGCACUGCAACAUAAUUUCUUCAAACGGACGACGGAUGAGAGUACGAAUACUUCAAAUAGUACGUCAACGAGUCCAGCUAUGGAGCAGCAGAAUGUCUCAAGUCCGACUCAAGGUCAGAGUUCUGGUCGUGCACGGUCCGAUCCGACGCACCAGCACAAUCACCACCACCUCCCCGCUCAUCAUCCUCACCCCAUGCAUCACAGUCACGGUGCCCAGUACGUGCCCACGUCAGCGAUGGACUGUGAGUCGCCCAAUUCACAACAACAACGCCUCCAACAGAUGUAUCACCACCAGCAGCAACAUUGGAUUACGAAUAUCGCUGCUGGGGAUCCGCCGCCCGGACCACACUCGCGGCAUAAUAACGGUGCUACGGCGCCACCUCCGAUUUCACAUCCACACGCCCAUUUACACCGGCCGACCCAUUCUCAUGCCGUGCCCCACUCAUCGCCUCAUCAAAGUCAUAGUUCACAGACCGUUGGGACUGUCCUAGGCAGUGGUGAUCAUGUCACGUCGCGUCACGUGACGCAGCCGUCUUCCUCCAUGGCGGUUGACAUGUCGUCAAUGCCACCUCAGCAGAUGCAACCACACGGAAUGUCCGCACAUCUGCAGCAUAUGCAUCAGUCGAUAGACGCCACUCAGACUGGUUCCAUGAACAUGCAACUCCCCGCGUAUCAACAGACUGGUUCCUAUCCUCAGUACCCACAACCAUUUAUCGCGUCAGGACACACGUUUCCGUACACGUUAACCGCAACGACACAAUCGAACUUAGUAUCGCAAUCAGAUUCAUCUUCUCAACAGCGGACUCGGACUGCCUCUGGUGAGGAGAGUCCUAUGGUGGGGGUGUGCGUACAGCAGAGCCCGGUGGCAAGCCAUUAAUGAUGAUGAUAUUCUAUAGGUUAAUUGUGUAAAUAUGGCUCAUGGAUGACGUGAUGACCCGUAGCGAGGCAUGCUCGGACGUACUCCAGCAAAGAUGUCACGCUGGCAUAUCAGUGAUUGGUGCAUUUCAACACACCGUAAACAAGUUGAUGUUGACGUGUAUUUCAAUGCUGGGGUAUGUUUGUGACAUGUCGCGCACGGGUUAACACAUGGAUGUGUUCUUCCGUGUUGUAACACUUGUUUUCAAUGUGUUUUCACGCGGAUUACACGAGGAGGCCGGCCAAAAGAUAGCGACUAUGCAAGGAAAAGACUCCAGAGCCCCAUUUGUGUGUCCUCGAGUGUACGUGCCUGUGAGGCCAAGGGUUGCCGACGGUUACUGUAGUGACAGUUUUAGUGUGUGCCUGUGAUGUAAACAGCGUCUGCUGUGAUGGAAGGUUACCGUGGUUGCGGAGUGUUAGGUUGUGGUGUACCGAGUCCUGGUGUGUUCGGGAGUUCUAGUUCUAUUAUGGCUGCCAGGUGGCGCAGUGCGCUAGUGGCAUGGAGACCUUGGCAUUACGUUGUUGUUUUCCCUAGUUAGUAAGUCAAUGCCAAGGGCUGUCUCCCGACCCUGAUAGAGUUGACUUCCACACAAGUUCGCCCCUGGUGGCAACGUCGGAACCAAAAUUACCAAAUCGCUAGAACUCUAAUUAGAAACAGAUAUUUUCUCGCUCGAUAUCUUAUGAUUAUACCAUUCUGCUGGCACCGAUAUCCUGAAAUGUGACUCCCUCUUCUGCUAAUUCUGGAUGUGAAUUUGAACCAUUCUAACUCAAAUCUUCGCCUACUCCUAAACCGCAAUGACGAAGUCCGACAACAUUGGUUGAGAGCUAUUCCUGAAAGAUGAUGCUUUGAUUUGCCGGUGUUUUGCAGAUGCCCUGGACGUGCGGUGUCCGAAAUCUUGCUUCAAAACUCGGUGAUUGUGCUUUCUUAUCGGUACUCGCCUCUCUCUGACUCUCGCUAGACUUGUGGUAAUUGUCGUAUCCAUGCUACUGAACAUAGCGUCGGGAAUGGACCCAUAGUAGCAUACGCGCUGCCGGUGGCGUUGAAAUAACGUGGGAUAUUGUGAAAAACGUUGUGACGAAGUUAUGUUCUAUUUUAAUCGGAAUUCGCUAAGCGGUUAAUUUUUCCAAAGAUGCUACAUUGUGGUUGAUGUUUCCGCGGUGACCGAACAUAUAGGUUAACAGACUGGUUAGGCCUGAAAUACAUGCCAUCACAGGCAUCGGGAUGAAGCAGGAGAGUAAUAUUCACAGGCAACAGGAGUGAGGAGGAUUUCACAUAGGUGAUACACGGGGCUGCGGAGGCUUGUUAAUCGUCUCUUGAUAGAAAUAAAUGUAGCAAGUUAUAGUGUGUGCCGUACAAGAUAACCCAGCCGACUAGCGGAUCGUUAAUGAAAUUAUUUUUGACAAUCAAGGGGUUAACGAUAAUGAUAAAAUUGUGCUUUUUUACUUUUAUCGACAAACUUUGACUUCAUGAAAUGAAGUUGGCCAUUUGCCACAGAUAUGUUUGUCCGAUUAUUGUCUUUUCUAGUUUUAACCUCGACAUUCGAUUGUAAACAGCGAUCAUGUGUUUCAUUUAAGUAUCUAAUACUAGGUGUCUAUGACAAUAGGUAUGGUUUUAAGCUUUUUAAAACGGUCAAUGAAUUUACAGCCUCAAAGCGCUUUUUAAAUGGGAUAGGCCUUCAGGUUUCAUAAUUAAAAUGCAAAGAUGUGUUUUUACAAUGUAAUGCUUGUGUUUUAAUAAUGGCGAUAGUGUGUUUUUAUGGGAUUUUAUGCGACGACAGAAUAUGUAUUCUUGUACCAACUUUUUCGGGGUGAUAUUCCAUGGUAUGUUAACCCGUUUACACCGGUACGAACUCUCUCAUUACAUCAGCGAUUAUACGAUGUUUACAUUGGGGAUCAUUAGUAACAAGAAUGUUUGUGUGUUGUUUUUUUUAGAUAUUAAAAUAAACAUAGCAAUGUUUUAUCCCGAGUAUGCCAGAUCAAAGCAGAAACUAGGAACACUGCAGGAAUUCCUGGCAUACUUGGAUGUAAACAUACUUUUAGUGUGUGCUAAGAUCCGCUAGUUCGGCUGAGGAUGGUGUUAAGUUAGAUCCGAUAUGGCACAUAGGUGGAGGUAUGGCUUCACCUGUUAUGGGUGAAAAUAGCUGUUUUUUUGUGAAAUGUACGCGUACUGCUCAAAAAUCUGUAUUUGUAUUUCUUGGAACGGUACGAUUAAUCAGCGGGGUAUUUAGAUUAGUUUUAUGAUCAUCAAGUUUCAUCGAUGGGUGAGGAUCAUCUGUGACUGGUGUGAGCCUACACGAGUUCUUGAUUUCUGACAUCCGAUUCAACUCUGUCAAUAUCUUCACAGAUUUCGUUCACUCUAAAAAAAGUGGACCAAUAAUUGCCUCCUGAAUCGGCUGUUUCACGGAAUUAUAAACCCAGAAUUUUGAGCAGACGCAUUUGUAUAAAUGAUGCAAACUACUUGUAAAUAGACAGCUAUCAUCGUGUGUUCUUAUUUAUUUGAAAGAUGGAGUUGGCAUUGUUUCAUGCUUUAUCUACCAAUCGUGAGUGGUGACGUAUGCUUGGCACGGCGCCGUCUGCUCAUUUGGUCAUGUGUAGGAAGGGGCGUUCAAAUGUGGAUGCCAUAUUGACGUUGUUUACAUUCUGCAAACCUGGCUUUCAAACUUGUUUAAUUCAUUUGUAAACUUGCUCCAUAGGAAAUUUCAGUCCAUAUCCAAAAUUGUAUGAUCAAAAAUCCUGAAAAUUUGUCCAAAGUUUACUUAGAAGAGAGAAAAUUUCUGUUGUUUUUUUCAACUUUUUGGUCAAUAGGCAAUCUUAGUUAAAAAUUCAUACUUUCAAAUACAAAAAGGAAGGUUACUUUCAGAAAUAAGCUUUCUAUAUGAAAAUGUUUUCGGAUAAAUUUUGUCUUUGUCUCCGAAUCAUCCUGUAGACGUCGUCUGGCAUAUCAAGUGUCUUCCAUUCUUACAAAUGACCAUCGAGCAGUCGCGAACGCGGCCGAACUUACGUCACCGCUUACAACACUAAGUCACUAUAGAAGAAGUCCAUGUACAAAAUCACUAUUGUUAUUAUCGCGGCAUGUGGUGGGCACGAUCAUGUGACUUCUGCGUUCUACAAGAUAGGAUACCGAGAUUCUAAACAAACUGUUGUCGUAAGGAUUUUUGGCGCAGGUUUGAUCAAAUCUAUUAGUUGUUUUGAUGGGGGAUUUAUUAGUGAUUCGGGGGAGAUGUUUGAAUUUGAAGUGUAUCCUAGAUUUGACCUAUCCGGUAUGGAACAGCCUAACUUCAGCUUGAAAAUACUGUUACUGGGUCAGUCCAUUUGGUGUUGAAAGGGGGUGCAGGUUUCAUCUUUCCACUUUUCCUCUCCUCCAGUAAACUAUCAAAAAGUUAAUUGCUUAACGAAUCUUGGCUAGCAAUGCCCUCUAUACCCUGCUACUGUAACUAUAAGCUAACUAGCUUUGUAUAUAGCUAGCUACUAUGUAAAAAUACCGAAUCCGAAUAUUUAUUAUGAAUAUCCAUAUAUGCUCCGAUAAUACUGUAUUUCGCUCUCCUCAUUCCAAGGAAAACCUCGGCGUAGGUGUGUGUCUGUUUCUGCUGUUAUCUCGUGCCCAGGUGAUCAUAUAGUGUAGGACUCUAUAAGCCAUGUGUAGGAAUACUGUUGGGAGCGAGGUUUUUAACUUGGGAAAUUUGUAAACAUUGCUGAACUUUUCAAAUAUUGCAUUAAGAGAAAUUGACUUUGUCUUGUUAGUGGAUGAAAUAUUCCGAGAUGAAAAAUUUUCUGAGAAUUUCAGAGUCAUUGUACUUUGGAAUUGGUGUUUGCAAGUAGGAUGACUUGUUGCCCACAUGUUAAUUUAAUUGGAAGUCACAUGAUCGUGUCUGACACAUGUCAAUCAAGCAUGUAGAUAUCAAUACAAAUUGUGUGUGUUAAUUGUUGGGGUCUUAGCUCUCCGGCCUGCUGUGCGUCAAAAAUGAACAAACUUGAGUUGAAGUGUUUAUCAAUAGGGGGCGUUACAUAAUUAAGAGAUUAAUAGACAUUUUUGAAAUGAUUAUUUCAAAUGAUACCAAAACUGUUAUAAAUCUAAUGUGCACAACUUGGAAGUUGGCACUUUACUACCCUUGCUGAUAAUGAUAUUGAUUCCGUUGAUAUGCAGCGCCCCCUUUAUAAACUGGUGAUGAAAAUGUUGAAUAUUGCUGUGAUUCCGAUACCAAAGAUACGUUAAGCGCAAGAAAAAUGCGUCAAAUUCUUGUGAAUUUUUACGUGCUAGCAGGUCGGAGCACGGACCCAAAAGGCCAGAUGUGGAAUGAUAUGUUUGAUACCUGCCACCCUGACUAGAAUAGUUGUACAUUUUCGUGUGCAGGCACCAGUUUGGACUCAAGUGACGUGGAACUUGGUAACUUUCAUAUCAACCUGAUAAUAAACCUGUAAAGUGUUUUUAUGUGUACAGAAAAUUCGAUUUUAGUCAGGGUGGCGUUUGUACUUGGUUUUCUUUGAUCGAGGGUCACUUGGGUAAAAUAUAGUCACAUUCACUUCGGUUUAGCUGGUUCUCUGGCUUGUUCAGAUGUCAGUUUCAAGAACUUUUACGCCCCGAUUAUGAUACGAUUUAAAAUCAAGUCUUAGCUGCCUCCAUUUUAUCUACAAUCGCAUUAAAGUCACGCCCCCUGUCUGUAGCCAGGGGGCAGAAAAUUACCCAGGUUGCCCUUGUAGUCGAAGAUUUAAACUGGUCGUAUCCAAAAGUACCAUACAGGGUUUGGCCCUUUUCUAAUCUGCAGUCUUGAAGGAGUUGGUCACAAACAAAAUAACAGUGAUGUCACUAACCUGAUUACUAUAUGAAGCUAACAAUUUUUACGAGAGGCCGUUUUGCUUCUAACAAUGUUUAUGAGAAGCCAUUUUGCUUUUAACCCGGAUGAUCUACCGAUGACCUCUGAUACAAGGUGCAGUUGGGAAAAUGAUAGAACUCGUCUGGUACCUUUUGGUGUGCGGCUGGUUUGAAAGAUUUCUUUGGUAUUUUGUCAGAAUUUUCCGCAGAAAUAUACACGUGUCGCAUAAAAAUAGUGAUGAAGAAUUUCAUAUCAUUUAUGAUCAGUAAAGAUAUCGAUUAUCUUGGAUAUGUUUGAUCUAAUACAGUCUGCAGAAUAUUUUGACCAUGCCGAAGUAAUCUAACCAAGCUUUUGUUUUCAUUUUUUAGUUGAAUCAGUAUUAUUGUAAAUAGCUAGCAGGUUUUAUUUGUCUUUUCAUCACCAUAGCUACCCAUUUCUAUGUCGCUCUCUUCCAGUAUUUCAACGGAAUUUGAUCUUUCAGCUUUGAACUCUGCAGUGGUCUGCGAUUCGGAAAAAAGUUACAGGGGCAGAAAAUUUUGAAAUUGUUGACCUAUCUCUGAAGACCAAUUAAGAAUAUUCAAUUUUCAUGAUAGAUAAGGUUGUACAAUUAUAGCAUCUGUGUACAUUGAUGUGUACAUCUGCCAGGUGUAUUCUACAUUUGUACCAUUAAAAUACUUAGAAGCAUUUUGGACAGAAAUUUCCUGCAGGUCGAACCAUUUUUUAUGCUUGGGGCUUUUCUUACGGAGCAAAAAUUAAAGAGGAGCACACUGUUUGGGAGAGUUAAGAAUUUUAGAAGCCACAAUGGUAGUUUGCAUUGUUGGAAUCAUUCAAUUUCCAACAAUGUGAACUGCUGAUGCAGCGGUUUGAAUGUUCACCAAAAGGAGGUCUAUAUGAAUAUGUAUCAAUGUCAUCGCUAUGGCAACAGUGUUUUUCAUAACAAUGUGAACCCUCAUUAGCUGUGUGACGGUAACAUCACCUCGCAAAAAACACUGUUAACCUGUUUAUUUUCCCUUUAACACAAGGCAGCGCUCCCUUAGACUUUCAAUAAAGUUCAUUCCGGCAAGACUUAAUUCGCCUGUACAUAUUUGUGCAGUUUCCCAUGUAUUUUGCACAGGCGAAGCUGGUCAUCUCAGCUUGGAAUCAACUGAACCCAACGUUAACCCCUUGAAAUCCAUGAACAUGUAUCGAUUUGCUACUUGCUCAAAACUCGUCAAACAAAAUGGCGGAGAAAUGACAAGUUUUUAAACCCAUAAUGCACUGUCCAUGUUGUAAAAGAUUUGUCAUUUUUACCACCAUUAUUUUUGGGAGUUUGAGGGAGGGCUGCUGUGAGAUAUUGAAAAUAUCGCAUUUCAUUUCAAGGUCAUUGUAACCUUUAGUGUGUUAGUCUCAUCUUGACUGGUUCAGUCCAGCAAAGACCCCAACAUUUCAACGUCCGCAACUUCUGAGGGCUCACUCAAAAUACGUUCCACCAUCUGUCCUUGAUCGGCGCGAUUUAUGUCAGUUCAUCACCCAACUUGUUUAUCUUUUCAUACCUAUGACAACAAUUAUGUUUCCAUGGCAACACCACUUUCCAUUUUGUUUGGAUCUUUGGGUAACUUUUAAAAGUUGCCAUUUUGUUGAAAUAAUUUUGUGCCUUGGUCACAAAUUUCUCAAUUUCCAAUGAUUUGUCCUGAAAUGAACGUUUGCAUCUCUGAAGGCGUUAGGAUCUUGCAUAAACCCAGAUGACAAUCAUGAAAUUCUUCAUGAAGUUACAAUUGAUUCUCUUAAGGCGUUUGGACCUUAAUUAAGAAGAGAUCUUAAUUAAUAAUGAACUAAUAUCUUGGGUCUAAAAAUGACCAGAAUAAUUUGAUGAAUUUUCUAAUAAAUCUUUUUUGCAGCAAAAUUAUCAGUUUGAUGGUGAUCAGAGUGUGGCAAGUCGUCCAACGACUCGAAAUCUUUUAAAAUUUAAAUAACUGAAUGGAUUUUACUUGAGAAGUUCACGUUUGUUUUGAUGCCAGAAACAAAUCUUUGAUAAAAGACACAGCAAAUUGAUCACCCUCAUUCUGUGUUGAAAUGUUUUAUGCAAAUAACGACAAAAAUUCUCCAUUUCAGGCUACUUAAAAUAAGUAAAUAAUUAUGAUUUUAAUUAAACUUAAUGAUUAAUGGAAUAUAUCACUUUACUUUGCCAUGGACAAAUUAAAAAUCGUUUAUUCACUUUUAACUCAUUUUUGUAAACUACGCCUCUUUUCGGUUAUUACUAUUUUGUCUAUCGUAGUUUGCAAAUAUUUGAGGAACGGCAUAAGGCCGCUUCAACAAUAUCGGUGUCGGUUUGCUUAAUCCUGAUUGUAAUCGCAUCUCGCCCGAAAAAUCCUAAAUUAUUCUUAAUGAGGUGAAACUUGCAUUGAGUUUCUUCCACCAUUUCUCAAGCCCUUAGACGUGCAAUUUUUGUUGCUGUGACCUGCAAUCAUGAUUGCUGCAACAAACAUCGGUGAUUGCUGCAAUCUGCAAUCAAUAUCAGACUCGGCCAGGAUGAGUGUUACCUGCCGAGUGAUCAUUUCAUCCAGUCAUCGCAGCGACAAUUGUCGCAGGUCACCGCAACAAAAAUUGCUGGUGUGCGGGCACUUUUGAUAGACAGGAACUCACUGAUAUCAAACAUCACCUCUUGGGUCAGGCCCCUGGUCUUUGUUGGUACUCUGCAGGCUCCGACCCAGAGCUGAUCAAAACAAAUCACAAAUAUCCGCAGACGUUAAAAGUAAUCUCCGUUAUCUGCAGAUGUUAAAGGUAAUCUCCAUUAUCUGCAGAUGUUUCUCAUUCACCCACAAAUUGUAUGAUUAUUUCCAUCUCUGAAAUCUAUAUUUCGUUUUAUGAACAUUUUAUCAUUUUUGUUGCCAUUGUUUUUAUUUAAAUGACAAACCAGACGGUUUCAAGUAGGAGGUUGCCACGGUUACGGUCCUGAUAUUUUGUGAAUAUUUUCUCCACUUUGAUUGGUCAAACAUAUCUCGAAAUAGUUAUAAUUUUACUCAGGUCAUUUCAAAACGUCAGGUUAUCUUUUCCGACCAAAAAGUUUGUGAAAAUGUCCUUCGCAGUAUUUUGAGAUUUCUCAGGAGCAUAAGAUAUAUUUGGAACUUUUCAGGAUAUUUGUUCUCAGGAAUAUCUGAAUUACGCCAAAAAUACCAGAAAAAAAUCAGGAAAAUUUGUGAAGAUCUGAUGAUAUCUUGCAAUUUAUCUUUGACAUUUGAAUUGCCUGUAAAUUCUUAUAUGAAAAAGAUGAGUUUUGAAUGCCUUAUGACAGCUACCUCCGAGUGGAAUUGGAUAACUUGGGAGUUGUUCAGAAGUGUGGUUGAAAUAUGAAUUUAGUUUAUGCAACUUUUUACUUUGAUUCUUAUUCCAAGAGUUAGAAAUUAUUUUUCUGAAACUUCAUGUUUUAACUUUCCUCUGAUUUUCUCUAAAUGGAAAUCUUCACUUGUUCUUCAUCCAAUGAAAAAUGGCUUUUAAGAUGCCUGGUACCACUUGCAUUGGACACGGAACAAGUCUAGACAGGACCUGAACUGGUGGUGACCCCUACUGGCUGUCUCACAAGUGCCUUGUACCGCACCGAUCCAUCAUCCAUGUUUUCCACCAUCUUUUUGUCUCAGUCUCACAUCUGGCCAGAUGUAGCUAAUAACAAUUCUUUGUAAACAGUAAUAAUAUGAAAGAAAAACAAAAAACUUCAUAAUGUAUAUGU
Messenger RNA from Lineus longissimus, 12975 nucleotides. Its product is annotated as dual specificity tyrosine-phosphorylation-regulated kinase 1A-like. NCBI's taxonomy places the organism in Eukaryota, Metazoa, Nemertea, Pilidiophora, Heteronemertea, Lineidae. Gene Ontology annotation, cellular component: nucleus. The transcript has 11 exons. The coding region runs from base 2135 to 4423 and encodes 762 amino acids. Gene Ontology annotation, molecular function: protein serine/threonine kinase activity; ATP binding; protein serine/threonine/tyrosine kinase activity. Gene Ontology annotation, biological process: peptidyl-serine phosphorylation; positive regulation of DNA-templated transcription; peptidyl-threonine phosphorylation. The record is from RefSeq and is a predicted model, not a curated record.